Arabidopsis lyrata subsp. lyrata is the source of this 781-nucleotide messenger RNA. RefSeq names its product coiled-coil domain-containing protein 12. Gene Ontology annotation, cellular component: post-mRNA release spliceosomal complex; U2-type spliceosomal complex. The coding region runs from base 83 to 517 and encodes 144 amino acids. Lineage: Eukaryota; Viridiplantae; Streptophyta; Magnoliopsida; Brassicales; Brassicaceae. The record is from RefSeq and is a predicted model, not a curated record. The transcript is spliced from 5 exons.
UUUCCCUUUGUUUCUCCGUGUAGUGUAUAGAGAUUUUUGUCUGGAAAUUAUAGAGCUCGAAGCUUCAAGUUCAAGGGAAGUUAUGGCUAGUGAAGAUGAAUCGAUAGAACAAAAAGCUGCUGCUCGUAAAGAGGCACUUAAUGCUCUAAGGGCAGCUCAGGAACUGUCUGAGACCAAGGAGGACGGAGAGGAUGAAGCUGUCGAAGAAGAUGGUCCAGCCAUGAAGUUUAGAAACUAUGUUCCCCAAGCUAAGGAGCUUCAGGAUGGUAAACUUGCCCCACCAGAGUUACCCAAAUUCGAAGAUCCGAUUCUUGCACUUCCACCUGCUGUGGAGAAGAAAGAGGACCCAUUUGUUAACAUCGCUCCAAAGAAGCCGAACUGGGACCUCCGAAGAGAUGUGCAGAAGAAGCUUGAUAAGCUCGAAAGGCGGACUCAAAAGGCAAUGUAUAAACUCAUGGAGGAGCAUGAGAAAGAACGUGAGACGGCUGAAGCUGAUGGUAACACCAUAGAAAGUUGAAACCUGACGACACCAUCAAAGAAACCACCACCGAACAUUAUAUUCUACUCAAUUUUGUAUAACUGUUUAAGCAUUCAAAGUGACUAGACCAUAGGACUUGAUUUCUCCUCGUGUGUAAAACCCUACUGCCAUUGCCAUAGACAUAGUAGGUUUAUGUUCUUGUGUGAAGAAAAAAAAAGUCGCAAUUUAUUCCGAGUAGAAUUAAGUGUGGUCCUUUCUCUUAAAUUUGGUUCGACAUUGGUGUUAAUCUAGUUUGAUCAUUAA